Molecule: messenger RNA, 649 nt
Organism: Drosophila novamexicana
Lineage: Eukaryota; Metazoa; Arthropoda; Insecta; Diptera; Drosophilidae
Product: trafficking protein particle complex subunit 2-like protein
Exons: 5
Coding region: 118-534 (138 amino acids)
Biological process (GO): endoplasmic reticulum to Golgi vesicle-mediated transport
Cellular component (GO): nucleus; TRAPP complex; cytoplasm
Source: RefSeq, a predicted model, not a curated record
CAAUUCACACAGAACUCGGACAGUUUCUAGCGAGUUGGCAGCUCUGCUGGAUAUUAACAGCUGAUUUUUAAUGUAAACGCACAUAAGAACAAAACUAGGCGAGUUUUGGAAUAAAUAAUGGCAUUUUGCAUUGCUGUGAUUGGUAAAGACAAUGCGCCAUUGUACUUGGCCACAUCCGAUUUGGAACGGGAGUUGGAUCUGCAAUAUCAUGUACAUGCAGCACUCGACGUGGUUGAAGAAAAGUGUCUAGUGGGCAAGGGUGCACCCGAGUCCAAGGAACUCUACUUGGGCCUGCUCUUUUCCACAGAGAAUCAUAAAAUCUACGGUUUUGUCACCAACUCCCGGGUCAAGUUUAUAGUUGUCAUCGAUUCCAGCAACAUCGCAUUGCGGGAGAACGAAGUGCGUGCGAUAUUUCGCAAUUUGCACAUGCUUUAUACGGACGCUGUUUGCAAUCCAUUUUACAUUCCGGGCGAGCAGCUGACCUCCAAAAAAUUUGAUCGAGCAGUGCAGAAACUUAUGAGCAGCAAUGCUUAACGUUAAGAUUAGGUAUUUAUUAUAUUAACUUAUGCUACCUAUACCCCUAGAAAUAAUCAUAUACAUUUGUACCCAACUAACUUGCUAAAUAAACAAUCUGUUGAAGAAAACUUAA